GAGGCUGCAGAACGGAGGAGCAGAGUGCACUGCGCUCAGUCUGGCUCCCACACUGAGAAAGCCUUUCUGGGGUGACACUAACAGUUUUUGCCCGGGACCUUGGGGAUUUUACACCCUGUCCUUCAAGGAACUAGUGGCACUCUUUCCAAUUGCCUAGGCUCCUUUGCCCGGGAGAUAAGGUCAGAGGGCUCUUGUUAAGCCAUAACUGCCGCUCUAGGAUCAUCCUCAAAUUCAACUUACCCUGCCUGAGAUCCACCUGCAACCAUGACAACAAAAUCCAACAGCAGUGUUCUAGGAGGCAAGGCUUCAUCCUCCCCUCUCUUGUCCUCUCCACCUCGCCAACGCCUGGUCACCAAAGACGGACACUGUGCCCUUCGUCCACCUCUGUGCCCUUCAAGCUCAUGGCCCGGGGCCUCAGGCAGAGCCUGGUUGCUGGCUCUGCAGGAUCUUUGGGGACUGUUGGUUGGUCUGCGCUGGAGAUGGGUGCUAUUGGCCUUCUGUGCCUCCUUCCUGGCCCACUGGCUGCUGUUUGCCUGCCUGUGGUACUUGCUAGCCCACCUCAAUGGAGACCUGGCUGUGCAGGAUCAUGAUGCCCCGCCACAGGGGCAUGUGGUUUGUGUGAAGCACAUAACCAGCUUCACAGCUGCCUUUUCCUUCUCACUGGAGACACAGUUGACAAUCGGUUAUGGCACUAUGUUCCCCAGUGGGGACUGUCCAAGUGCUAUAGCACUGCUGGCUGUGCAGAUGCUGCUGGGGCUCAUGCUGGAGGCAUUCAUCACAGGUGCAUUCGUAGCCAAGAUUGCACGCCCCCAGAAGCGUGCAGGAGCCAUCCAAUUCAGCCCCCAGGCAGUUGUUGGCCAACAUCAGGGCCAGACAUGCCUCAUGUUACGAGCCACAAACCUGCUGCAACGACCACUGGUAGACGUAAAGGUGAGUGCUGUGCUCUACGAGGAGCAUGAUGGUCAGGCCCUGUACCAGACCUCUCUGGACUUCCACUUAGAUCAUCUGGGCCAGCAGCCCUGUCCUUUUUUCAUCUUCCCACUCACCUUUUACCACCCCCUGGACCGCCGGAGCCCUCUCUAUCCUGCCCUGUGUGAGGGCAUGUCCAACCACUUUGAGUUGGUGGUCUUCCUGUCUGCUUUACAGGAGGGAACUGGUGAUUCCUGCCAGAAGAGGACCUCAUACCUGCGCCAAGAAAUCCAGUUUGACCGUCGCUUUGUCCCUGCCUUAGGGCUGGAUGCUCGUGGGAGAUACAUGGUGAGCACCCAGCAUUUUGAUACAGCUCACUCAAAGGAGCCAUUGAACAAGGACUGUGUUGUGCAGAUCAAUGGUGAUGGCAGUGACAGGAUGGAGUAAGGAUGCUGAAGGGAAGAUCUCAUAGGGAGUUUCUGAGGGAUUACUGGGGAGGGUAACAAUUGGUCAGAUAUUUUUGUCUUGAGGUACUUCUUUAAACAUAAAUUUCGAUUUACCAAAUUAAAUCAAUUUAAAUUAAAAUCUAUAUCAAACAUAAGGGCUGAUGCAAAAACCCUCAGCUCCUCCCUCUGUCACUAGGGCAGCAACUGCGGUAUACUAGCCCACUGGCUAGGCCACUGGCUAGUAUACCAGUGGGCAUUUGCACCUGGACAUUUAUAUGUCCAGGUGUGUUGGUAUGAUGAGUAUGAUCAAACUAUAUUUGAAAAUAUUAAGUACAACGCUGUUGGUGCAGUCAAUUUUAAUUCCUCUUAAAUUAAUAUCCAGUAAUAACUGUUUUGUUUAUUACACCUCAUCAAAUGACUAUGUACAAUAUAACAUAAUAUAAAAGUGGGAAUUCAUAGUAAUGGACCAAAAUUGAUUUGUCACCCACUCUGAAAAGCAUCUUUUAUCUCACUGUUUUGGCUUCAUAACACCUUUGGUAGGCAAGCAAUAACCCUUAUCUGCAAAAUGCCACUAAAAAUAUAGAGACAAUGAACAUGUAGGAAUUUUCCAUACACAUGUGCUGGUUUGAUUCGGUUUGGUUCGGCAAGUCAGCCCAGCACGGCAGGGUUCCGCAUUUCCACGACAACAGGGCUACAUGCUAGAAUGUGUAUCUUUUAGUAACAUGUGCUUGUCUUGUUUAAUGGUACAAGGAGUGACUAUAAUUCCUCUCUUGCCCUACCAUACUGUCAAAAAAUGGCCUUUAACAAAGCUAGCUUUGCUUAUUCAGUUAGAAACGCUUUUUCUCCAAGAAAACUGUCAUACCCCAAACAGUCGACCUUUGUAGUUUUUUUUUCUGAUGAGGAACUGCUCCUGAAUAAAUGUUGUAGCUCUAAACCUGUUGUGGAUUUAAUGGCAUUCAAUUAUCAAAUUAACAUAGUUCAACAACGCAGUACACCAGUUGAUUUUAAUGUUUCUAUGAAACAGAAGUGAAUAUUUUCCACUUGAUAAGAGUUAUUUUUGGCACAGAAAGUAAUAUUAAGUUGACAUGCCUUAGUACCAGCCCUGUAAAAAUGAAUAUGGAAUUAGUAGGGAUGGCAGGUAUAUUGAAAGUGCUGAAAGAGCAGAAAGUGCCAGUGAGGAAUGAGCAAAAUGGAAUUACUCUUCUUUCAUGUCUACUAAGGGACAUUCAUGUUGCUGAUCAAUGAUUUUCUCUUCUGAUGUUUGUGGACUAGCAUCCAAACUGAAGAUUACACUGUAUCAAUGGGAGCUGAUAAUCACAACAACCAGUCAGUCAGUCAGAUGAUUGUAAUCUAUGAGGGUUGGAAGUAACAAAAAUUAAAUGAUAAAAAUGGAGCUGAUAAAAAUGCAAGAAAAUGAAACAUGGAUUGAUAGAUGAUCAAUCUGUAAAGGUGAUUGAUUAAAAAGUUGUGAUAUGAUGAAAACAGAGUCAUGUUUAAUAAUUCAUCCCAUCUUAUAAUCAUCAUUCACAACACUAAAAAAUGUAAUUCAUCAUUUAAGGAAUGUGUUCUCAAGGGUGGAGUAUUAAAAAGCAUUUGACAACAAUGUAAGUGAUUAAAAUGCUUAUAGAUCAAUAAUGAAGUGAUAAAAUGCAUGUGAAUUGAAAAAUAGUGAUAAACUGUCACUUGAUUUAAUAAACCCUACUGACAUUUUACAGUAUUUCCCUGAUAAUCAACUUGGAUGCCAUUCAUCAUUCACAACACAUGUAUAAUUUGCAGCAAACACCCAUUCAGUGAACCACUCAACACUCAUUAUGGAUCCCACUGCUUUUCUUUUAAGACCUGUAUCUCAGGGCAAGAAAAAUGGGAAUUGGAUGAUUCUGUUGAAAAAAACAUCCAUGGUUACCCAGUAAAUUUCCACAUGGACUUCUAUGGCCGUUGCAGCUGUGUGUCUGUACUUGAAAAAACACCAAGCUUGGAUAAAUAACAGACAUAACUGAGUGUUAAAAACUCCUUGGAGUGGGGCAGCCUAGCAGCAGCUUCCACUGCUGACUUACUGUAUAUCCUGGUCACUCUGCCUAACUGAGAAGGUAUACUCCAGGUCUGAAGCAUUUCCAGAGGUAGAAUAAUCCACAGUGGAGCAACACCAGGCCCAGCAGGAUAUUUAUCAGGGAAACUACACUACAUAAGUCUUUGUAUCAGCUGUUUUUUUACAAACAGAGAUGUACAUAAGCUACCUGUUAAACCAGCAUACUCCUCCUUUAACUUAACCAAUUAAGUCAACAUAUCAUAGGCAGAGUACGGCAAGAAAAGCAUUGGGCUCCAUAAUGAAUUUUACGUAGUUCAUUGAGCGGGCUUUAUCUUUUUAGGGAGGCCUGACGAAAAAUGUUACCCAUACAUGAUAAAUGUUAGUUGGGUGCUGUGAAUGAAAAUAGUUGCCCAGUUGAUUAUCAGAGAAAUCAUGUUUGAAGUAAGAUGUCAAUUGUUUUUUCAAAUAAUCUGAUAGUGUAUCACUUUCAUAAUUGAUUCGUGAGUAUUUCGAUUUCAUCGUAUCACAACUUUUUUCUUUUUUUUAUCAAAUCAGCUUUAAAUUUAACAAAUCACUUGAUAAACUAUCAAUCCAUUUCUCAUUUCACAUGCAGUUUUCAUUACAAGUUACCCUUGUGAUGUAAAAAAUGACAAUAAAUCUACCUUGUAACCUUGUAAUUUUACCCCUUUAUUUUUCAAUUCACAUGCAAGUGUUAAGCUGUUAUGGCAAAUCAUUAGAAACCUUUUGGAACGAAGACAUCCAUGUUUUAGAGUGAGCUAUCUAACAUUAGACAGACCUGCAUAAAAUAACAUAUGGUUUGGUGACAGAUAGAAUUAUACUGCCUGCUAAGUGCUUUGUAGAUUAAUGCAUUUAUAUUGAAAAAUCAUUGCCUGAAUCAUUAUGCAAAGCAGAAAUGGAUGUAUCAUGUUCAAUUUGUAUGACAAUGAAUGUCAAUUUGCAAAUAAAGUUAGGAGAUUAGGAAGAAGUCUUAAUGUUGUAGAAAUACAUUAAUUUGUAUUUGGAGUAUUUUCCCUUUAAAGGCUGCUGACAUGGAGAGCAUCACUGUGUUAUCUCCAUAGUUUUAAAAAAAAAUCAUGUUGCAACUUCAGACAUCAAAAGGAAAUGUUCUACAAAAUGUGAUUGUGAAGGAUGAGAUCUCGAUGCAUCUCACAUGCUUUGGUGCCUUUGUACAGUGUACAUUACAUGAAAUAAAUAUUUUCUAAACAAGCCAAA
Messenger RNA from Acanthopagrus latus (yellowfin seabream), 4614 nucleotides. It is a transcript of the gene kcnj13, whose product is annotated as potassium inwardly rectifying channel subfamily J member 13. Gene Ontology annotation, cellular component: plasma membrane. Gene Ontology annotation, molecular function: inward rectifier potassium channel activity. Gene Ontology annotation, biological process: regulation of monoatomic ion transmembrane transport; potassium ion import across plasma membrane. The transcript is spliced from 3 exons. Lineage: Eukaryota; Metazoa; Chordata; Actinopteri; Spariformes; Sparidae. The record is from RefSeq and is a predicted model, not a curated record. Bases 265 to 1356 code for a protein of 363 amino acids.